GAUACACAACACAAAAGACAACUUCAAAAUGUAAAGACUUUCGGGAUUACUUGGCGAGGAUACAUGAAAUAAAUAUUUUGCCGUGUUGAUCUCCUCGUUUUCCGAGUUAAAGUUAACUCCGGUUUUUGGUUAGCUUGUUAUUUUAAAAUAGAACUAUGCAACAAUGUGGGUUCUGUUCAAUGUUGUCUGGGCUACUACGGCGGGCUAUGUGUGUUGGAAGCCGACGAGGCAGCAGUGAAUCGUAUUACAGGGAGCUCGGCGACCAAGACACGCUGAAAAUUGAAGACAAAGCUUCAGAUAUAUCGGAUGAACAGGAAGAAAUAAAUCAGGAGAGCGCAACAGGUCGCAAGUCAUUCGAUCUCGAUCCCGACUUGAACAACAUGACUAAGAAGAGCCUCUGCACUGGGCGGUUUAUGACCAUGCACAAGAGACGCAAAAAGCGGCUGUUGACCAGAUCGCUAGAUCAAGAAAUGGCUUUACUCGACGACUUGCAACCUGGACAGGUCCAGUGCAUCCUUGAACAGUCUGUGCUGUGGAAGUUCAAUGCAUUUACGUUAGAAAACGUUACAGGCGGUCGCUGUCUGCCGGUGCUGUGUGUUCAUCUGUUUCACAUCUAUGGAUUGAUUUCGUACUUUAAACUCGACGCGGCUAAGACCUGGAAGUUGUUCAGCCUCAUCGAGGAAGGCUACCAUAGCACGAACCCUUACCACAACUCUGUUCACGCUGCAGACGUCACACAAGCUAUGCACUGCUUUUUGCAGCAGAAACAGAUCCGUGACUACAUGGAGCCCCUGGAGAUAAUGGCCUCUCUACUGGCGGCGAUAGCUCACGACAUGGACCACCCAGGCGUGAAUCAGCCCUUCCUCAUUGCAACUUCCAAUCACCUAGCAGCUUUAUACCGGAACACUUCGGUCCUGGAGAACCAUCACUGGAGGUCCGCAAUUAGCUGCCUCAUCGAGAGCGGUCUCCUGGACCAGAUGCAUGACAUGCAAGCGAGGCUCGAGAGUCAGAUCAGCUCCCUGAUCUUAGCCACCGACAUCACUAGGCAGCAGGAGUACUUGAGCCAAUUCAAGGCCCACCUCGACACUAACACCCUCGACAUGACCAAGAAGGAACACCGACAUUUAGUGCUCCAGAUAGCUCUGAAAUGCGCUGACAUAUCAAACCCCUGCAGACCCUGGGAAAUCAGCAGGAAGUGGAGCCUUAAGGUUUGCGAGGAGUUCUUCCGACAAGGAGACUACGAGAGGAAACUUAAUCUGCCAGUUACAGCUCUUUGCGAUCGGCACACAACGUCCAUACCGAAGAUCCAGACAGGUUUCUUUAAAUUCGUGGUCACCCCACUCAUUAGCGAGUGGCACAGGUUCCUUCAGAACGAUCUCUCGGAGCAAAUGUUGCAAAAUCUCAUAUACAAUCAAAGCAAAUGGGAAAUGUUAGUGCAACAAGAAAUGGCCGAAGAAACCAAAACUGAAAUAUCUGACGCUGAUCUGGUUGACGAUGACCUGGAAACCUGCUCUGGUACCAACAUUUCAGACAGCUCCGAACUACUUUUGCCUCUACGUAGGAGCUCCUUAAAUCCAACUAAGCAGGGAAGUCUUAAAGAACAACUACGCCGGUUCUCUGUGCCACUCAACGUUUUCCAGGAUACAAAGUAUAAAAACAGGGAAAAAAGUAGAGCAUCUUCUGCAACUGAAUCUCGCAGUCGCGGCAACACGAGUCUUAUGGGCAGCGAGCACUCGCUUCACUCUCAACUGAGCGUGCGCGGACAUUGCGAGCACGGUCACACCUCGGCCAGUAAGGUCCUUAGCACGGAGAAACUAUUGCCAGAUUCUUCGAUAGCCUCUAUCACAACACCGGUGCAAGCCACUAGGCUCAGCACCGUGCUGAAGGACGGCUGCACCUGGAAGCUAACCCGCCAACAAACAUUCCCGCCGUUAGAGACCGUUGCCCGCGCCCACGCACUAGCCGUGCGCCCUCUUCACACGAGUAACGAGGACGCCAUAUACCCGUCCCGAUACUCCAAGACUGAAAACGGAUUGUUUGACAAAAAUGAUGACAGACUAAGCAAUAUAUUCAAAAAAAAUGAUACCGAUAAGACUGAUAUCGAUGACGCUUCUGAAAGUAAUGUAGAUGUAACCGAGUGUUCACGUAAUUUAGAAAAAGAGAAUCUUGACCCGCUUACCAAGGCCUCGGGCGGGUUGCAGCGCGAAUCGCUUGUUCUCGGGAGCCAACUCAGGGACAACAUGACUUCCAUGCAGCUGGAAAUCGUUUCUCCUGAUCAACUGUUGCGGCGUCGGAAAUCAAUGCCCACCGACGCAGUGGCAUACACUCCAAAAGAGAAGAAGAUGCGCGAGAUGACAGCAGCUAUACCCCAGUUACUUCGCCGGACAUUGUCUGGGAAGGAGUGUUGGACUAGACGUCGGGGCUCAGCUCCGGCGCCGGUGGCUCCUUCGGAAUUCCGUGGUCUGGCAGCUCUGGGAGCUUUACGCCAUAGCGUGAACGGCGGUCGGAGGAAGCCGAAUCCCAGUGUGACGUGCCAGCAAUGGCUUGUUAAAACCUACAGCGGGCAAGACAGGACUAUAACACAACUCCCUCGCAGGAGCUCGCUACCUGUUGAGGUGAUUGCAGGUAUCUCGUCUUACUGAAGGGAUGAAGACGUCGGAGUCUAAGUAAAAUCGGAACAUCAAUGACUUGGAGGCUAACUAUGCUCAAAUUGUUAUCACGGAUUUCACAGGGCUGUCUGUCUCUGUCGCUGACAGACGCUUGCCCGAUCCCGCCACACAAUGCGGUGUGAGAAUACUGUGCAUUGUCAUAUAAAACUCUGUGACUAUACCUU
Molecule: messenger RNA, 2833 nt
Organism: Hyposmocoma kahamanoa
Lineage: Eukaryota; Metazoa; Arthropoda; Insecta; Lepidoptera; Cosmopterigidae
Product: calcium/calmodulin-dependent 3',5'-cyclic nucleotide phosphodiesterase 1C-like
Exons: 11
Coding region: 156-2642 (828 amino acids)
Molecular function (GO): 3',5'-cyclic-AMP phosphodiesterase activity
Source: RefSeq, a predicted model, not a curated record